AUGCUGAUGAUUAAAUGGCAAAAGUGUAUUUUUAUCUUUUUUCUUCUAUCAAUUUACAAAUUAAAUAAAGUUCAUUCAAUUCACUGUUGUGUAGGUGAUAACACAUGCACAGCAGAAUCUGUGGAUUGUCCUUCAAAUGUUUGUUUUAAACUAGUUUUUAAUAAAAUAUCAGAAUAUCGAGGAUGCAUGACGGAUCUCAUGAAGAGCUUAGGAUCCCAGAAUAUUAACAGUCAAAAUCUAGAUGAAAAUAGUGGAACGCAUAGUGGAUCAUCCAAUGAUCAAUGUCAAAAAAUAGAUACACAGGGAGCUGGAAUGUCUUUAUAUCACAGGUUACCAACAUCACCUGCAAGUAUUGUUACUCGUAUUGUACGUGCUAUCGACUUUGACUUUGUGAGUGUUAUCUUAUUGAAUUCUGGUUAUGCAUUUUUGCAAGUUGGUAGAUGA
Messenger RNA from Rotaria socialis, 444 nucleotides. Lineage: Eukaryota; Metazoa; Rotifera; Eurotatoria; Philodinida; Philodinidae. The record is from the annotation of a GenBank genome assembly.